AUGGCGUUGCAGUGGGUGGAGGAAUAUAAAACUGGAAGGUAUUAUCUCGAUUACACUUGCCCUGAUGGCCAGAUUGUUCGGAGAUACGAGGAUGAGUUUACCAUGGAGCCGGCGAAGAAUAACAGCGCAGUCUCCGGAAGUGAUGAACGGAUGGAGGAGCCCGGGGUCAACAGGCUGUCUAUGAAUGAUACCCAGCCGAACGAGUCAGGCGGGUUGACGAUUCGAAGGUAUGCAGAUGAGCUGCAGCCAUAUGCAUAUGAAUCCAAGAAGUUGCAUUCAAGCGGAAGCAAUUGGGGUUUCACUUCACAACCAUCCCCAAGGAAGUCAAAUGGCUAUCAAAACGCGUCUGGAUAUGCAACUUUCAUACCAUCACUGGAAUCCGGCGUCGAGGACCACAAAAUCCUAGACUCAGAAUCUCAAGAGUUGCUUUUCCAGUAUGAGCUCGAGACCAAGUCGGCACAAAAGCCUCGUAUCACUCAGACGGCAAGUGAUCGAAGCCUCUUGAUGCUUAUUCGAGAUGCUUGGGGAGCCGAACAAGAUGCUGUAGCCCUUCUAGACUCGGGGUCCGAUGAUGACUGGAUUUCGACCAGACUGGUAAAGAAGCUUGGUUUUCGCGUCGAGCCAUCGACGAGUCCCUUGGAAGCUACGUGUGCCAACAAUGGGACAAUCACUUCUGAAGGCACUUUUCUUCUUAAGUGGAGAUUGAAACAUCGAGCCUUCCAACUCAAAUUUAAUGUCUCCGACUUUGAGCACAUUGCCGUUAUACUUGGACACAAAUUCUUGACGAGAGAAGGCGUACUGCAUUGGGAUCAUUCUGGAUUAUACCCUCUUAUAUCUGCAUCUAAAGCAUCUGAACAAGAAAAAGUCAAACAGGAAGCGGAGAAGCAAAAACAAGCAGAGGGAAGGCGGAGAUAUGAGGAGCGAAAGCAGCGCUCAGACCGACAUCAAUCACAGGGGUAUGGCUCAAGUUCUGGCAACCAGACUUCUCGGGCUUCUGGAAGUUCGACCGCGACAACAUGA
Messenger RNA from Mollisia scopiformis, 1020 nucleotides. RefSeq lists its product as uncharacterized. The transcript is spliced from 6 exons. The record is from RefSeq and is a predicted model, not a curated record. Lineage: Eukaryota; Fungi; Ascomycota; Leotiomycetes; Helotiales; Mollisiaceae. The coding region runs from base 1 to 1020 and encodes 339 amino acids.